Molecule: messenger RNA, 892 nt
Organism: Papaver somniferum (opium poppy)
Lineage: Eukaryota; Viridiplantae; Streptophyta; Magnoliopsida; Ranunculales; Papaveraceae
Exons: 2
Coding region: 142-813 (223 amino acids)
Source: RefSeq, a predicted model, not a curated record
CUCUUCUUUUUUUUUUACUAAAAAGUUAGUCAUAACUUUGUAGAAUGAUGACACCAAAAUAGAGGGAAUCUUUUCCUUUACAGUUAAAUGUAGUAUCCGUAUGAAUACAUAUUUUCCAACCUGUUCUUCGCAAUUGAUUGAAUGACAAAAGGAAAAGGUGUUCUGGUUUAUGAAAAUGCUCCCAAAGCCAACAGGAAGCUGGUUCUAACGAGAACUCGCAGGAUGAAGGUGAAGGAUGUGGGGCUGAGACUUUUUCCAUCUCCGGAUAACGUCAUUAAUAUUUCUACUGACACGAUUGAGUCUUCUUCUAGAAUGAAUCAGGCUUCCCCGACAUACACUCCGACGUCACCCUACAAGAAGUCCUUAAAUGAAUUGUUUGAUGAAACGGAUCCCGCUGAUAUUACUCCAGAUUUUUUUGCAGUCCCUGUCAAGACGAAUGGUGUUCGAAUCACCGAAGAGGACUCUGCCAUUUUUGAUCCCAAUGUUGCCAAAGGCUUGGCAAAUGGCUGCCUUCUACCCAAAGAUCGACAGGCUUAUGCCCAAAUCACCGAUCUGGCUGAAAUAUUUGGCAUCUGCAACAUGAACAUGUAUCGCCUCUUAUCUUCAAUUGAUCGUGCAAGUCAAAUACUGAAAUCUUCUACAGCUGAGCGGGAUUACGUGAUUCAAGCCGCCCUUGCUAACAGAGACCAGGAAAUCAAACGCUCCCGUUCCGAGAUAGCUUUUAAGGAUAUGGAGAUUAAAGAUCUCAAUGAUGACUUGAGGAAUAUCGCUAGGAAAAGCAUAAAUAUCUUUAUUUCAUUUGCAAGGCAUUAGUAUUUAUUUUAUUUUAUUAUUUUUUUGUUUGUUCCUUAAGAAUUUUUAUUGAAAUAAAAUCAUCAUUUUAUUAUUAUUA